Pogoniulus pusillus (Red-fronted tinkerbird) is the source of this 969-nucleotide messenger RNA. Its product is annotated as lysophosphatidic acid receptor 3-like. The transcript has a single exon. Lineage: Eukaryota; Metazoa; Chordata; Aves; Piciformes; Lybiidae. Gene Ontology annotation, molecular function: G protein-coupled receptor activity. The record is from RefSeq and is a predicted model, not a curated record. Gene Ontology annotation, cellular component: cytoplasm; plasma membrane. Gene Ontology annotation, biological process: regulation of metabolic process; adenylate cyclase-activating G protein-coupled receptor signaling pathway. The coding region runs from base 1 to 969 and encodes 322 amino acids.
AUGAAUAAAUACCCAAACUGCUCUGCUAACCACACAAAAAUCUGGAAUCAUUAUUUAGUGCUUGCCCUGGGCAUCCCCCAGGUGACCAUUAACAUAGCAUCUGUCAUCUUCAACUGCACCGUCAUCUUCACCAGAGUGGCCACGAAGGAUCUGCACAAGCCUAUCUCUAUCCUCUUCUGCAACCUGGCUUUGUCUGAUCUCUUCACCAGCUUCUCUGGCUUCUGGAUUUCAACGCUGUUCAUCAAGAACCCUGACAUCACAAUCUUUGGCUCCAAGGAUAUGCUCGCACCUUAUGCCUUGUACACCAUGUCCAUUCUAUCCACCAUCUACAACCUGGUAAGCAUUGGAAUUGAACGCUAUCUGGCUGUGGCUGAAAGCAUGAGGACAAGGUUCAGAGUUGCUAGAAACCAUUCCAUAGCUGCAGUUUUCAUUAGCUGGUGCACUGCUUUCUUUUUUGGCUGCUUGCCACUGAUGGGAUGGAACUGCUUGCACACAGAAAAAAAUGUCUCUGUCUUCUACAGCCCAUUUUGUGUUAAUUACCUCCUCUUCAUCGGCAUUCCCAAUGUUGUGCUGGCUUUUAUUAUACCUCUCUUCACUUACCUCAGAAUCAUUAUCAUCCUGAGGAAAAGAAAGCUGAGAAUGAAAGCGUGUGGACAAGCAACCGGCACCUACAAAUCAGCUGAAAUCCAGGUUGCCAGAACCAGUAUUUUUAUUUGGCUCCUGGCAUUGAUCUCCUACGCUCCCUUUUUUGCAGGAGUCAUAUUUGACGCAACCAACUACAGGUGUCAGGUUGACCUCUACCCAGGAGCCUACAUCUUCCGAAACUGCACCGCUAUGCUGAUAACCAUGAACUGUUUGGGAAACCCCAUCAUAUACACCCUGAAAAUCAAAAUUCUGGGGGCUAAACUCAAGGCUCUGAAAUGCUUCGCUACCAACCACGUCCAAGCCUGCACCAUCGAGAACAUCUAG